CAAGCUGAUUAUAUAGAUAGCACCGGUCGUCUAUCCCCUCGCCUCAUCUUAUCCCCCUCCGUCCCCGCUUCCUCCUCCUCUUCCUCCCGCUCACUCCCGAACCGAAGCCUCAAGAGCUCCCAAUGGCUUCCACCACGUUCUCCUCCGCCUUCUCCAUCCUCUCUCUCCCCUCCUCCUCACCAUCCCCCUCCGCAUCGGCCCCCAGGACCCUCCCCGUCGCCAACCGCCGCCGCCGCGCCGUCGCCGUCGCCUCCACCGCCACUGAGUCCCCGAAGGUCCUUGAGCUCGGCGACGCCAUUGCCGGGCUCACCCUUGAGGAGGCUCGCAACCUUGUCGACCAUCUCCAAGAACGUCUUGGCGUCUCUGCCGCCUCCUUCGCUCCCGCUGCCGCGGUCGCGGCUCCCGCCGCGGCGGCGGCCGAGGAGGCACCGGUCGAGAAGACGGAGUUCGAUGUGGUCAUCGAGGAGGUGCCCAGCAGCGCGCGUAUCGCAACCAUCAAGGUUGUGCGCGCACUGACCAACCUGGCGCUAAAGGAGGCCAAGGAUCUUAUCGAGGGUCUCCCAAAGAAGCUCAAGGAGGCAGUGAGCAAGGACGAGGCCGAGGAGGCCAAGAAGCAGCUCGAGGGAGUCGGCGCCAAGGUUUCCAUAGCGUGAGACUAGAUAAUCUCUUGGAACAUCAGAUCUGUUAUCAAGGAUUGGAAGUAUCUCCCGAGUAAAAGAAGAAUCAGAAAUAGUUCAUACAUCACACUGUAUUUAGUCAAGGUCAAUUCGGACUAUAACUUCCGGGUGGGGUGUUGCUAAUCAUUACAUUACAUUACAUUGUUCAACAAUGCUACAUCAUAUUGUUCUACAUUGUUCAAGAAUGCUACAUGACAUUUAUCUCUCCAGGGUCUUACAGAAUGGACAGUAAUGUGAAAGUGUACCCUUUGUCCCCCACAUGGAGCAAUGUGUGUUUAUGUUUAUACUGUAUCCACACUUAAUAGCAUGUACGGUCAGUAUGUAUAAUGAAUAAUUGAUAGGUGUGCUGUUGAGCAUACCACUGAUCACAGAAAAUACUAUACCAAUUUAUCUAA
Triticum aestivum (bread wheat) is the source of this 1072-nucleotide messenger RNA. Its product is annotated as 50S ribosomal protein L12-1, chloroplastic. The transcript has 2 exons. Gene Ontology annotation, biological process: translation. The record is from RefSeq and is a predicted model, not a curated record. Bases 123 to 653 code for a protein of 176 amino acids. Lineage: Eukaryota; Viridiplantae; Streptophyta; Magnoliopsida; Poales; Poaceae. Gene Ontology annotation, molecular function: mRNA binding; structural constituent of ribosome. Gene Ontology annotation, cellular component: ribosome.